AUGCGCCUCGCGGGCGGCGCCGGGUCCCCGCGGGCUGGGGGCUCCCCCCCCGGCAACGGCAGCCGGUGGCGGGCGGCGGAGGGCGGCGGAGGGAGCAGCAGCGGCGGCAGCGGCAGCAGCCCGAGCCCCGAGGAGGCUUGGUCGGGGUCCCCCAACGGCAGCCUGGGCGGCUGGGACCCGUUCGGGCGCGACGAGGAGCUGGCCAAGCUGGAGAUCGCCGUGCUGGCCGUCACCUUCGCCGUGGCGGUGGUGGGCAACGGCAGCGUGCUGCUGGCGCUGCGCCGCACGCCGCGCAAGGCGUCCCGCAUGCACCUCUUCAUCCGGCACCUCAGCCUGGCCGACCUGGUGGUGGCCUUCUUCCAGGUGCUGCCGCAGCUCUGCUGGGAGGUCACGCACCGCUUCCACGGCCCCGACGGGCUCUGCCGGGUCGUCAAGCACCUGCAGGUCUUCGGCAUGUUCGCCUCGGCGUACAUGCUGGUGGCCAUGACCGCCGACCGCUACAUCGCCGUGUGCCACCCGCUGAAGACGCUGCAGCAGCCCACCAAGCGCUCCUACGGCAUGAUCGCGGCCGCCUGGGCGCUCAGCCUGCUGCUCAGCACCCCGCAGUACUUCAUCUUCUCCCUCAGCGAGGUGGAGCGCGGCUCGCGGGUCUACGACUGCUGGGCGCACUUCAUCAUGCCCUGGGGGCCCCGCGCCUAUGUCACCUGGAUCACGGGCGGCAUCUUCGUCGCGCCCGUCCUCAUCCUCGCCACCUGCUACGGCUUCAUCUGCUACCACAUCUGGCGCAACGCCCGCGGCAAGGCGCGGCCGGGGCAGGCGGCGGGCGGCGGGCGGCGGGCGGGCGGCGGCGGCGGAGGGGGGGGAGCCCCGGCCCCGCGGCGGGGGCUGCUGCUCGCCCCCUGUGUCAGCAGCGUCAGGAGCAUCUCCCGAGCCAAGAUCCGCACCGUCAAGAUGACCUUCGUCAUCGUCUCGGCGUACGUCGUCUGCUGGGCGCCCUUCUUCACCAUCCAGAUGUGGUCCGUCUGGGACCAGCGCUUCCCCUGGCUCGACUCUGAAAACACUGCUACUACAGUCACUGCUCUCUUGGCCAGCCUGAACAGUUGCUGUAACCCGUGGAUCUACAUGUUCUUCAGCGGGCAUCUCCUGCAAGACUGCAUACAGAGCUUCCCUUGCUGCCAAAAAGUGAAGCAAACGCUGAGUAAGGAAGAUUCGAACAGCAACAGCAGGCGACAGACUUCUUUUACCAACAACAGGAGCCCAACCCACAGCUUGAACACCUGGAGGGAGUCGCCCCACUCGAAGUCGACCAGCUUCAUCCCCAUUCCCACCUGAGAAGACACCGGGCAGGCCCCACAGCCCGGUGGCAGCGCUUGGGAAGGUUACGGCAGAGCACCUCAAGCUGGCCAAGGGCGCUGGUCGUGGCAGCAAGGAACAGCUGAGAUGGCGCCAAGACCAAAUGUUCUGCCUUGCUCAAUAAGCUAUUCUGCAGCCUGUAAAUUGUUGUAUGAAAGGUAUCUAGGACUUGGGCAACCCGCCAGGAAGGCAUGACAAUAAUAAAGCAAUUAUUUUUCUAAAUAGAAUGUAUUAUUCAUAUUUUUUUGUUUCUAGAAUAAGUGCAUUGUUUCCUUGCUCAAAGCAGUAAAAAUAGCAGAGUUAACAUACUUUGGGAUAACCCCGCUCUCUAGCAUUAAUGCCUAUAACUUCUUACACAGAGAAAGAAGAUGAUAGAAGUAAGAUCACACUUUAGUCUUAAACACAAACAGGAAGGAGUUGGAAGAAAGUCCUGACUGACCAGGUAAGGAACAUGGUUAGACAGGCUCUAAAUUAUUGGGAAUCGCAUUGACCAUACUGCUUUAUCCAUUAAAGCGAUUUCAAAAUGUUAGCAAUUCUUGUUUAAUGACAAAAUAUAACAGCCCUUGUGAAGGAAAAUCCGUAACUGCUGUCAGUGUCUGCAUGUGGAUUGUGGAGUUUGAUUUUUAGGGUGACAUUUCUUCUUCCCUUCAUGUUGGUGGAAGUUAUAUGGCAUUUUUGUUUGUAUUGUUGCACCUACCUUUAAUUUUUUUAACUAUUAAAAAUAUUUUGAUAAAUUAGUAUGGUAAGCUAUGACUAGCUCAGCACUGUUACAGACACACCAAGAAAACUCAUCUUGACUACCAGGAAUGCUUGCUUUGUGAGAAAGAAUCAUAUCUUUUGUUUGUUCACAAAGACAGCUAGAAUUGAGCCACAUUUGUUCUUUAAGCAAAAUAGCUCCGUAAAUUUGGGGGGAUGUUGCUCUUUGGUAAUGGCUGCAGAAUCAGUACAUUCCAAGACACAGAUUUGGGAAUCAAGCUUGCAAAUCUUCUGGAAAUAUGUAAAAAUUGUCAAUGUUAUUUAUUUAUUUGUGGCAGGUCAUGACAAUGUAGGCUGUGAAAACAGCGGUAAACUGCAAUAAAGUCACCACAUCACAUUUACAAUCAAGCAUUCAAAGUGUGCUUGUCUUCAGUACAAUGCAUGCCAAACCAAA
This is a messenger RNA of Cygnus olor (mute swan), 2503 nucleotides long. RefSeq names its product arginine vasopressin receptor 1A (gene AVPR1A). The transcript is spliced from 2 exons. The record is from RefSeq and is a predicted model, not a curated record. Gene Ontology annotation, molecular function: vasopressin receptor activity; peptide binding. Gene Ontology annotation, biological process: positive regulation of vasoconstriction; G protein-coupled receptor signaling pathway; regulation of systemic arterial blood pressure by vasopressin. Gene Ontology annotation, cellular component: membrane. Bases 1 to 1332 code for a protein of 443 amino acids. Lineage: Eukaryota; Metazoa; Chordata; Aves; Anseriformes; Anatidae.